AUUUUGUGUGCUCAGUGAGGAAGUGCGCGCUUUUCUACAAGUUGUUCGUUACGUUUGGAUAUUUUCAGUGUGAUUGGAUUUUGUGCCCAACAACUGCUUGACCGGCCGGCUGCGAAUUUGGAACGAAAAACAGUGAGACGAAUGUGCGUGGAGAAGCAUGAAAAGAAACGGAAGAAAUACGAAGAGCCCGCUUAAUUUUUGAAAAACACAAGAAACGGUUUAGGGCUUACCAAAAGCCCAUGUGAAAAAUGUUAUUGUGUAUAUAUUUUUCACUAAUAUCGCAAGGCGAUGUAAGAACUGCUCAUAACCGAAUUGGCAAUUAAGACACACAUAAAAUCAUUUUGCUCUUUUAAUCAAAUAAUAUUCACAUAUCAACACAAAGGAAAAUGUUAAAUAAUGGCAAGCUGUGAUUAAGAACGACUUUGAGCGCAGUAAAGAAAAUCAAAUUGGACAAAUAUAUGUGAAGGCAAUGUACGAAUGUGGCGAAAAAGACAAUGCAAAUAAGCUUAAGAAGUAAAACAAUUGUACAUGCCAAUACGUUUUUGUGAGUGUGAAGUUGCGAUUGUGUUCUUUUGUUUAGCACCAGCUCCACCGGGCCCCCUCGUCAUGUAAACGGUUCCGUUAAAUGUACAUACGUUCUUACGGAACGUCACAUAUUUGUUCAGAACAACUAAAUAGUGGAGUUGUUGAUUUAAGUAAAUUGCAACAUAAAGCAAAGUACAAAAAAGCGGCAAAUCGGUGUUUGAUAGAAACUUUAAAAAUGUUCGAGCUGGAGGAUUAUUCAAGUGGCUACCACGAUGCAAUUCUUAAUAAGUACGCUGAAACAUCGCGACCGACAUUGGAUCUAUAUAUCUCAGACUCGUUGCAGGACAUGCUGGAUGUCGACAUUCGCAGCGAGAUUUCGAGUGUAGUGGGGGGAAGCAAUGAACUCGCUUCCCUGGUCAACGAUCUGCCGUCCUCUUUUGAUCACGCUAUCGACGCAAUUUCUUCCAUACACAACAGUAGUGGUAGUAAUUUAAACGCUGCUGCGUUAUCUUCCUCUACAAAUAGCUUUUCCUCUUGGUUGGGAAACAUCUCAGGGCCGUCAUGGUCAUCAUCGAACGAUUACUAUGUCGAUUUGGGUGCUUGUGUGGAUCCGGUGUCCGUAAUGCCAUAUGUAUCCUCAUCAUUGCUACAUAAAUCGCCGAAAGUAAAUUUAAACGCGAAUAGUUUACAGAAUUCCGUAUGUUCUCCACCACCCGCGUCACCGAACGUAAACGAAACCAAAUCACAUUUAACAUUUUCACCUGCCCAAUUAAAAGUUAGCGCCGGUGCGAUGCGCAACGAGCAGCUUUAUUCACACAUACCAAAGCAGAUAGUGGCGAUUUCAUCAACAGUGACAGCCGCCACUACAGCGCCGGCCACACUGGCGACGAAUUCAGCGCUCCAGCGCAAGAAUUCAAGUGCGGUGGAUACGAUCAAAAAGGAUUUAGGCGUCGAAUUGCGCAAGCUGACCACCACAACGACUGAUGAGAACAGAAUGAGUGCCACAAGUAACAGUAGUGGAGGAAACGUGAACACUAAGCAGACUGCUAAUGGCACCACAAAAAGCACUAGUAGUGGAAGCAGUAACAUUAGUAGUAGUUUGCUAAACUCAAAUGGCAUGCUGAAUAGCACGACGACGAAUACCAUUAAGCUGGCACCCGGUAUUGGUGGUCUAACUUUUGCCAAUAGCAUCGCUUACAAUAAAUUGAAGCAGCAAUCUAGUGCGAAAACUAUGCAAAAUGGACAAUCGGGCGCAGCGAACAACACGAUUAUGCUCAAGCGAGAACGUGACUCCAGUCCGUUGCAAAAUAUAAGUGUUGUGAAUGUCAACGGUAGCAUUGGCGGUGGCCAACAACAUGUCACAAAGUUGGUGGGCCGAAAUGUACAAAACUCUAGUUUUACACCAAAAAGCAUUGCAUCUGUACACUCGCCGCUCAUGCAGAAUACGAGCAAUUCGAUCGGUUCACCGUCGUCGUCUUCAUCCUCAUCGCACUCGUCACCGUCGACUGGUUCCAGUGGUGGCAGUUUUACCGCAGGUCUCAUACCAAUCACAGCCAACAGUAGUUCAGCCAAUACGUCAUCAUCCUCUGCCAGCACUACAACUAUAACAACAAUAUCCGUAAAGCCGCUACAACAGCGCAUUAAGGUGGCGCCAGUAGAGUCUGAGUUUCCCAAGCCUGCAUAUUCAUACUCUUGUCUCAUAGCCAUGGCGUUAAAAAAUUCUCGUAGUGGUUCCUUGCCCGUAUCAGAGAUAUAUAGCUUUAUGUGUGAGCAUUUUCCAUAUUUCCGCACAGCGCCGAGCGGCUGGAAGAAUAGUGUGCGUCAUAACCUCUCAUUGAAUAAAUGCUUCGAGAAGAUUGAAAAACCCGCGACAAAUGGCAAUCAACGCAAAGGCUGCCUAUGGGCAAUGAAUCCGGAUCGCAUUGUGAAGAUGGACGAAGAAGUGCAAAAAUGGUCGCGUAAGGAUCCCAUGGGCAUACGUAACGCAAUGGUGCAUCCGGAUCAUCUAGAUGCAUUAGAGAGGGGUGAAAUGAAACAUGGCAGCUCAGGUGAUUCAGAUAUCGAAUUAGAUAGUCAAUCGGAAAUUGAGGAGACUUCCGAUUUGGAAGAGCAAGAACUCGACGACACCAUUGUGGAUAACAUGUUUGUCGAGGAGGACAUUGAGGAGGACGAAAUGAUGAGUAGCGGUAUAGUGAUAAAUAACUCGGAUGAACUCAGUGAGCCGGGUGAUGUGAGCAUCUGUGGUGCUGGCGAUGAUGUCGUCGUUGGCAUGCAACAAAAUCGAGAUUUUGAUAUAGAGGUGAGUUUGGAGACACACAAAAUAAAAAGAGUGGAGAAGAUGGUGCAAAGAGUGCUUGAGCGUGAGCAGAAGGUCGAAGAUAUUUACGAUGCAAUUGAUAUUGAAGACGAUAAAGAAACGAUGCAUCGGCACUUAACCGUGAAUACUUCCGACAUAAUUGAACUGAGUCCUGCCGAUUUGAACGCUGCUGCGCAAUCGCCGAAGCGUGCCCGCCUCAAUAUAAACUACUCCAUCGGCCCAGCCGGUGAGCUGGAGAAACAAAUUCAACAACACAAACUGCAGCAACAGCAACAACUGGUACUGCAAAAACAGCAGCAAAAACCAAAUCAGAUACAACAACAACACAGUAUCAAACAGUAUAAAGUGCAGCCACAGCAUAUUGUUGUGCAAACGAUAAGGAAUGGUAGCAAAACAACAUCCAUACAGGCGAUCAAUACAGCGACAGGCACCACAAUUGGCAGCGUCAGUGGCGCACUCUCCACCCUGUCACAGAUCAAUGGCGCCAUAUCAAACAAUCGUCGCAAAAUACAAUUAGUCAACCGAAUUGUUUAGAAAACAUGAAUUUAAACAAAUGACUCGACACAAAGAGCCACUCAGGCAUUUGUUCCUAAAGAACAGGUCUCUGGAUACUGAGAACCAAGAAAUAUUCAUCUUAAAUAAUAUAAUAUGAAUAUAUUUAGUAUAACAAUAUGUAACACAAUGUAUACGCCGAUGAACGUAAGCGCUUAGUACUUGUGAUGUUUCGAACAAAAAUGAACAAAUUAUAAUAUCUCCCGGAAAGAACUUGGAAAGCCGUUAGGUUUUGGUUCAACAUUAGUUCAAUUCGUUUUUAAAGCGAAUUUGUUAUAUUUCAAAUAUGUUAUCGCACGAGCGGCGAUGAAAGUAAUUUCCUUCAACUAAGUUUUUAAAAUCGUAUGUGUCAAACACAGUUUUUAUUUUGAUUAACUACAUUUCUUGCUUUGGAAACGAAUUCACUAAUAAUAUUAACAAUACGAAAAUUUGCUUGCAAAUACGCUUAAAAUUUACGUUGUGUUGACUCCGCAUUGUGUUUAUGUGUUCAUAAUGAAUUAAAGGUUAAGUUGAAAACGCAUGGUAUCGAACAUAUUGCUCUAACGGCAUUUAUUGAAAGUUAUUUUAGCAGUGAAAUAAUUGCAUUUUCAAGGCUAUGCAUGCUCGCUUUACAGCUCACGCUCGGUGAAUAUUAAAAAUACAAAAUAUUCAUUAAAUUCGCGUGAGCUUGAAAUCGAUAUAUGUGACCUGGUCUACGAAAAGGGAGCUAACGUGCUAAAACUAGUUUUCUGGGAAACAGCUGUUAAAAAUAAACAACUCGUUUCGUCAGUUUCUCGUUAAUCAAAAGUGAAAAUUGAUUUUUUGACACCUAAGCCCCCUUUCCGUAGACCAGGUCACAUAUGUAAUUUUAAGUACGAUUUAAAUAUUUCAAUAUUCAUAUUGCAAUAUGACUUUUGUUUAAGGAGUGUCCAAUUUUUUAUAACUACUAUAAUAAUUUAAACUUAACAGAAAUUUUCUUUUCUUUUAUGUAUUUUUUUGUUCGCUUUAUAUAAAUUUAUAUAAUUUCUGACAACGAAAUUUAAUUUAGAUUUCAGUUCAAACACACAUUAGUUUUAUAACACAGUUUUUGGGCACAUAUCAAAUUUUAUGAACUUGACAACCUAAUAUGCUCCAUUUUGUAGAUUUUCAUUUAAUUUUCCCAACUUGAUCUCUUUGUUAAGUAAGCUUUGUUUUUUUUUUUUAAACGAUUUUCGACAAUUUUCGAAAGACGAACGAUUUCUAAUUUUGAAAUUUUAAUGGUAGGAACACAAUCAAAGCAAACGCCGCCAAGCUCUGGCAGUAAGGACUUAAAAUGUUCAUUUGCUUAAAGUGGAAUUCUCAUAUGAAAUGCGAAGAAACCACUUUUGGAAAUGAGUAUUUUAAUUUAUUUGAGACUUUAUCUUUAAAUAAUAAACAUAAGGUUUGUUUCUGAAGUGCUAAUAGCUCCUUAGCUGCCAGCCAACAGAAUAAUGCAAAGUUGUUCUCAUAAAGAGCGAAACAGCGAAAAAGAAAAGAAGUGGAAAACCAGCAGAAAAAAGCAAGGAAACAUUUGAAUUUAUUUUUAAUGAUCACAACAUACCAACACUUGAGAAUUUUUAAUAGAUUUUUUCUUUCACAAUACAAAACUAUUAAAAUAAACAAAAGCAAAAGCGUUAAAUUUCGCUUGUUUGUUUACAGGUCCGUUUCUUCAUAUGGGACAAGUUAUUGUUUGCUGCCAAAAGUUUAACUAGCAGCAUUAUCAGCUUCUUACGUCCUCACCUUGUGCACACUUCUGCUAUUUUUUCGGGUUGAGUAACGUUUUUCCAACAAAUUUGGCUAGCUAGUGCGUGACACUUAGCCAUUCAGAAACAAACAUGUAAAUAUUUGAAGUAAAUCGUUAUUGAAAAAAAUCUUUGGUGGAAAGGUGACGGUUUGGAGGUUGGAAUGAAUUCGGGCGUUUGUUUUGAUUGUAAUACAACAUAAAUGUAAAUAAGUUUUGACUGAGCGGAAAGUCUCUAUAAUAAUGAAAAUAAUAUUAUUUUUGUACCUGCUGCACUUGUACAUACAUACAUUUUAAAGAAGGGUUAGAAACAAAUGUUUCGAGUUUGUGGGACUUUCGUAUACUUAAUGGACGAUUAAUAUAAUAUAAUUUAGUUGUUAAGCGGCUCAAGAGCCCAAUUUUUGACCAAACAAAAACAAUGUGAAAUUGUGAAAUGCAAUUACCAUAAGUUUUUUGGGCGUAUGCACUUUUGGACAAUAGAGAUAUGUUUUAUUUCAUUGGAGAUAACUUAUUGAUCGGCUCUGGUAUAUAGUCUGUGUACAGUUGCAUUUCAAGUCAUUCCUCACAUCAUUACCUUUUAUAGAUUCUAAAUAAAAUGUAGCUUAUUAAGUCAUAAAUACAUACAUAUGUAAAGCCAAUCUUGCCAGGUCAGUAUUUAAGUACAUAUAUUCAACUGAAAAUAUAAAAAAAACAAAUCUGCAAACAUUUUUUUAAUGUGCGGAACUACGUUCAUACAAUAGUAUAUACAUAUAUCCAUAAACAUAUAAUUAAUAGUAAUGUAGAUAUGACGCGGUGGGUGUUUUACUUACCUCAUUCAAACAGUCAAUUGAACAAAAAAUUCAUUAGAAUAUAUACAAAAAUAAAUAGUAACAUAACCUCAACUUACUAAAAUAUUUUGUAAAUAUUAGCGUUAAGGUUACAACUAAAGUAAAUACAUACUGUAACUGUAUAACUUUAUUUUUAGAUAUAUCAACGACAACUACACCAAAACUCGAUAAUUCGAAUUCGUUUACCCUUUGCAUUUUUAAUCGCAUUUAAUGAAAAACGUUUUUUUUCUCGAAGCAGUGAUUCGGUUUGCCGAAUGCCCAAAAUGGCAAAAGUACAAGAACAAGAAGUUUAUUAUUAUAUAUUUUUUUAAAUUAAAUUGCCGUCGUCAAACUUAAAUGAAAUAGUACAAAUUUAAUUUACAUAUAUUAAAAAUGGGAGCAAAAGAAACCUAACAUUCAGUGACGGAAUACGUAGUUCUGGUUAAAUCUUUAUUAUAAUUUUUUACGUUUCCACACGUAAUCACAUUUAAAGUCAUUUACUAUAGCACACAUGUAUAUAUAUCUACAUCAACAUGUAUGUAUGUAUGUAAUGAAAUCGGAGUAUUUGGAUAUGUUCAGACUAUUGUAUGCAAAUGCAUUUUUAAGCGUGUGUUGAAAAAUAUUUAUGCACAUAGACAUAUAUCUAUAUGGUAUAUGUACAUAUAUACCAUAUAUGUAUGAUAUGAAAUGUCAUGAGUGAUGUUGAAAGUCAGCGUGCGUUU
Molecule: messenger RNA, 6660 nt
Organism: Bactrocera neohumeralis
Lineage: Eukaryota; Metazoa; Arthropoda; Insecta; Diptera; Tephritidae
Gene: jumu
Product: serine-rich adhesin for platelets
Exons: 3
Coding region: 626-3376 (916 amino acids)
Biological process (GO): regulation of transcription by RNA polymerase II
Molecular function (GO): DNA-binding transcription factor activity, RNA polymerase II-specific; transcription cis-regulatory region binding
Source: RefSeq, a predicted model, not a curated record